This is a messenger RNA of Batrachochytrium dendrobatidis JAM81, 2645 nucleotides long. RefSeq names its product 4-amino-4-deoxychorismate synthase. The coding region runs from base 79 to 2565 and encodes 828 amino acids. Gene Ontology annotation, molecular function: aminodeoxychorismate synthase activity. Gene Ontology annotation, cellular component: cytoplasm. Lineage: Eukaryota; Fungi; Chytridiomycota; Chytridiomycetes; Rhizophydiales. The record is from RefSeq and is a predicted model, not a curated record. The transcript is spliced from 7 exons. Gene Ontology annotation, biological process: 4-aminobenzoate biosynthetic process.
CUGCAAUUUAUUAUCAAUUUGAGAGCUGUGCAUUCAUUAUCCGAAUUGCCAACCAUUACAGCAACUGUCCUUUCCAGCAUGCCUGCUGCUGAUUUGGACAAUUACAACGCCGACAUGCGUAUUCUUAUUAUAGACAAUUACGACUCAUACACCUUCAAUCUGUUUCAAUACUGCACUUUGAAUGUUACCAAUCCACCUGUUGUCGUGCGUAAUGACCAGUUUGAAUGGACCGAGCUUUGUGAUCGUAUUCUCCCAAACUUUGACGCUGUUGUCAUUUCACCAGGUCCAGGACGACCAGACAGGGAAGAGGAUUUUGGUGUUUGCAAAGAACUGCUGCUGUAUGCCAAUAUACCUAUUCUUGGUGUAUGUCUUGGUCAUCAAGGACUUGCUUCUGUUCUUGGGGGAGAGGUCAUCACUGCAGAUUCCCCUAUGCACGGACGACUUUCAGAUAUCUGUCACGAUGGCUCUGGAUUGUUUAAAAACCUUCCCAAUCCAUUUAGUGCGGUUCGCUACCAUUCUUUAAUUGUGUCACAGCAGAAAUUUCCAAGCGAUUUACAUGUAACAGCAUGGACUCAUCAGAAUGAUCCUAGCAAGCCGGUAAUCAAUAUGGGUAUGAUUCACAAAAGCAGACCCAUUUGGACCGUUCAGUUUCACCCAGAAUCCAUCUGCACUGAGCAUGGACAACAAAUUAUCAAUAAUUUUAUUUCUCUAGCAGCAACACAUAUCAAACUUUGCAAUCAACAGUCGUCCAUGGUUUCGCCUGCUUUAACUUUGGAGGAAAAGACCAAACUAACAGUUUUGCCAUCGUCGCUCAUUCCAAUUCGCCACAAUUUUUUAGAGGCAGAGUCAAUGCCAUCAUCUGGCUCAGAUUCAAAAACUUUACAUGGUUCAUCUAACCACAUUGCAUUAGUUUUUCCCAUGUGCGAUACAUUUGUUUCUGCUGAAAAAGUUUAUCACAAACUGUAUGCUGACAAAACCAGUGCAUUUUGGCUGGACUCUGCAAAGGUUGAGGCAGGACUAAGUCGAUUUUCAUAUAUGGGAGAUUCCACAGGACCUCUUGGAUUUGAUAUCAAGUAUUCAUUGGAAACCAGGCUUAUACAGAAGCGCAAGAAUGAUGUUGUGCUGGAAAGUGCUACUCUUGAACACAACGACACAUUUUUUAGAUGGCUGGCAGAAAUCAUGCAUAACACCACUGUUGACUGUCAAGAUAUUCACUACGUAGGUAACGAUUUGGCAGAUCCUCAGCAGCAGUUUCAGCUUCCAUUUUAUGGCGGAUUGGUGGGAUACUUUGGCUACGAGAUGAAGGCCGAAUCUCUUCGACCACAUACUGCCAAGCAUGAUGGUUUAAACAAAUUUAAGACUGAAUCAGCAAAACACGUUCCUGAUGCAGCAUUUAUAUUUUCUGACCGCAUCAUUGUGUACGAUCACCAAGAGCAAAAUAUGUAUUUGAUCGCACUUGCUCGUAAGGAUGAUCUUAAAAUGCGCCAAACUCAGCAAGACUGGUUGCAGCAACUACAUCAUACCCUGACUGAGCUUGCUGUUCCAAAACAAAAUCAUGUCACUGAAACUCGACUUGCUUCAAAUACCCAAUCCUGUUCGAUUGCACAAAAUCCCAAACUAAAUCCAAAGAAUGGUUGGAUGAAACUCACCCAUGAGCGCGCAGCCUAUAUUGCCAACAUUGAAGCUUCGAAUGAAAAGAUCAAUCAGGGAGAAACCUACGAGGUUUGUUUGACCACUCAACUUACAAGAAAUCUUGGAAAAAUGCACACAUCACCAUUUCAGUUUUAUCAGCACUUGCGCAACCGCAAUCCCGCACCCUAUGGCGGGUUUCUUUCUUUUGGAGAAGGCUUAUUUAUUGCUAGUUCAUCACCUGAACGGUUUUUACAACUCAGCAGCGAUAAAUGGCUGAGCAUGAAACCCAUCAAGGGAACGUUGCCUACUGCUACAAGGCAAAACUUUUCUGGAACGGUUGAGGAGAUGGAGCAAGAGAAUCACAAACGACGUAUCGCUUUAGCAAUCAGUGAGAAGGAUCGAUCUGAGAAUUUGAUGAUUGUUGAUUUGAUUCGAAAUGAUCUCAACCAGAUCUCUGAGCCACAAACAGUUCAUGUGCCACAUUUGAUGGUAGUAGAAUCUUACGCCACGGUGCAUCAACUCGUUAGCACAGUCAAGGGAAAACUUCGAUCGGAUCUUAAUGCUGUGGAUGCCGUCAUGCGAACGUUUCCUCCUGGUUCAAUGACGGGUGCUCCCAAACUUCGCACAGUCCAUAUUUUAGAAGAACUAGAAAAGACUCCUCGUGGACCCUACUCUGGUGUUCUUGGGUUUUUUUCUGUGACUGGUUCAGCCGACUUUAAUGUAAUCAUUCGUACGGCUAUUUUUGCUGAAAUUCAAGGUGAAACUAUGGUGACAAUCGGUGCUGGCGGUGCUAUUGUCGCACUUUCCAAUCCGUUGGACGAGUAUGAUGAAAUGCUUUUAAAAGCAAACUCUGUUUUGCCCAGCUUGGUAGCGACAUUUGAUACUACACCCACAGAAGAUCUUUAUGGAGUCCAAGAAACCUGCCAGAUUUGAGUUGUUUUCACGUAACAGAACAUCUGUAUUCAUCUUGAUUAGAGCCAUCAGCUGGAAUAAACUUGACAAUUCUGUCAAAU